CCGCCCCACGCCACUCUCACGUGUGGUGGCUACUCCACUAACCACCUGCAACACCACCUCUACCACCUGCAUACACUCACACUAGCACUUAUCACCUGUGACUACUGAGGGAGGGGGGGAGACAUUACCACUGACAACUACAUCACUUCUCUCAGCUGCGGCGCCUGCACCUCUUGCUCCUCCUCCUUCAGCUGGCAACUGUGUCUGGCCUACCUCGUUUCACCACCUACAGUUGCACCACCAGCCACCUUCACCUACUGUGGAUACCAGUACCAACAUUACACCACUAGCUGCUCACUACACCGUCUGCCACCUACUGUAUACAACUGCUCGUGGCCUGCCGUUCACCUCCCUGCUGCCUCGUGUGCUAUCUGCCUCGUGUGUUUACAUUGGUGCUGUGGAAGUGACUGUGUGUUUAUAUAUCCUGUGUUGCGGUGAAGUGUAGUGAACUCGAAGUGUAUAAAUUGUGUUUUUUGAACAGACCAGCGUAUCGUGACGUGUGUGUGUCAGUAUAGUGUAGUGGCUACUGUGAGGUGCCAGCGAGUGUUGUAUGGUGGUGAUGGUGACACUGGAGGUGGUGUUAAUAUAUUAGUGAGAGAAAAUAACGUUGUCUUUUAUCCGUUAAUGAGAAAAAAGGUGAUGUUACUUUAGGAAAAUUACGAAGAUAUAUUUAUUGGUGGAUGAGAAAGAAAAGAAGAAAAAAAUAGUUGAUUAAUCAUUGAAAGAAGUAAAAUCAUUAUUACUUUAUAUAUGAAAAAGUGAAGUGAAGAAGCUGGGACAUAUAUACUGUACUGUACUGUACUGUGCUGUACUGUACUGUACUGUACUGUACUGUACUGUACUGUACUGUACUGUACAGAAAAAGUGUGAAGAUCAAGGAAGUAUAUGACUGUUAUUCAGAAAAGUUCCCUAAUGCAUGGUGAGGCUACGCCCUGUAGACGGCCUGGGUGGGGACACUCGUCAGCCGAAACUGCUGUCAGCUGACACUCACCUACGUCGACAAUCAACUGAUGGACGCUCACAUGUGCAGGCAGGUGGUAAACGUGUACAUGUACAACCACCAGAUACACGUACACGCCUACACUCAAGUGAUGUACGUUCACACACGCGGAGGAGAGGUAACCAGUCAGGUGAGCCGUGCGAUACCUGGCCGAGCCCCCCAUCAGUGUACAGCCUUCCAUCAUCAACCGCCCGCCAACAAGUAGUUCCAGGUGACACGUUCUCUCACCUGCCUCACGCAGUCGUGUGCUCGGUCGUAGACAAGGGCGUGGCCAAGGAAGCGCCUCGCCAACAAGGACUCUCCCUCACCUCCAACGAGGCAGGUGUGGAAGCUGUCAUAAAUAAGACUAGUGAUGGAAAUGUGAGAGGCGCGCUAGUGAGUAGGGUAGAGGUGAGGAGUGAGGAGAACGUCCCUGUAGAAGGCUGCUCGUCCUCCUCAUGGCUGUCGUCGGAUGCACUGUGUUUGUUGUUCUGCUGCAGGAGAGAGCCCCGGGAGGAGGGGGCGGCGGCACAGGAGAGCGCUGGUAUGACCGUGUAUAAGGUCAGGUAUAACGCCCGCCGCCAUAGUCACCUGGUCCACGCCCUACUCCUGCGUCCCGAAGACGAGGAUGAGGAGGACGUGGGUGACGCAGGGGUGGAUGACGUGUCCAACACCCUCAAGGUGCUCACGGCCAAGCUGGAGGACCUGCGCACCUGUCACGACCUCAUCAUCAAACACGGCGCGGCGCUGCAGAAGUCCCUGGGGGAGUUGGAGGCCCUGGAUAACACCCACGACCUGACGGCGAAGACCAAGACGGUGAACGAGAGGGCCACGCUCUUCAGGAUAUCCUCCAACGCCAUGAUUAAUGCCUGUAACGACUACGUUGAGGUGAGCAGCACUGCAGGGCGCAAAUGGCAGCGACUUCUGCAGCAUGAACGAGACCAGCGGGUGAGGCUGGAAGAUAUGGUGGAGCAGCUAGCCCGCCAACAUUCCCAUCUUGAGCAGGAGGCCAAGGAGCAGAUGAACCAGGCCAUGCCACCUGGUGUGCAAAACCCCGUACCUACAAGUUCCACCGUAGAAGUCAAUGUGUUUGGUCAGCCAGAACAAUUUUCCCUACAAGGAGAGCCGCCAGGACACAGCCACAGUGAAGACGAGGAGGAGAAUGAGUUCGAGGAUGCAGUUGAAGAAUUAGCAGAAAACUUCAUAGUACAUGUUAACACUAGCCAGGCACACAGGAGGUCCAACUCUAAUGUUUCUCAGGCAUCGGAGGGUCAAGGUAUAGGGGACACAGUGUCAGCGUCCAGCAGUGAGGGUGAUGGUCAGGACAACACCGUCCAAGUCAUCAUGAGAAAAGACAACAAUACGGAUAGUAGCUAUAGUUUAAGUGAAGAAAUGGCCAGCCUGAAUGGGUCUCAAGCCACCACACCAACGGAAAAUGAGAUGAAACAGGCUAACGGGCGGCCCAAGCGUCAGCGCCGAUCCCGCGUCCCAGAAAAACCAAAUUAUCCUAUUAAUCUAUGGUCUAUUAUGAAAAAUUGCAUAGGAAAGGAACUCUCUAAAAUCCCCAUGCCAGUUAACUUUAGUGAACCCUUAUCAUUCUUGCAACGAUUAACAGAAGACUUUGAAUAUAGUGACAUUUUGGACAGAGCAUCACAGGCAGAGGAUACGUGUGAACAGUUGUCGCUGGUUGCUGCAUUUACAGUCUCUUCUUAUGCCACAACAGCUGUGAGAACAGCAAAGCCUUUCAACCCCCUCCUUGGUGAAACAUAUGAGUGUGAUCGUACAGAUGAUCUUGGGUGGAGAGCAAUCAGUGAACAGGUGUCGCAUCAUCCACCUAUUGUGGCACAGUAUGUUGAGGGCAGCACUGGAUGGAGCAGCUGGCAAGAGUUCUCUAUGUCGUCCAAGUUCCGGGGCAAGUACCUCCAGAUCAUCCCCCUCGGCAUCGCUCAUCUCCACUUUAACAACAGUGGUAAUCACUACACUUGGAGGAAGGUGUCCACCACAGUUCACAAUAUGAUCGUUGGGAAGCUGUGGCUGGACAACCAUGGAGAGAUGGAGAUCAUUAACCACAAAACUGGAGACAAGUGUUGCCUUAAGUUCAUUCCUUAUUCUUAUUUCUCCAGGGAAACUCCAAAGAAGGUUACUGGAUAUGUUGUGGACAGUGAAGGUACUUUUAAGUGGUUCAUCACGGGUAUGUGGGAUGAGAAGAUAGAAGCCUGCCGUGUGACUUCUCAGUCCAUACGUGCUGGUAAGCCAGUCUAUGAGACCGGUCCACCUAAAGUACUGUGGAAGAGGAACACGGUUACUCCAGAUGCAGAGAAAUUCUACAAUUUCACUGAGCUAGCUUGUCAGUUGAACGAACCGGAAGAAAACGUGUGCCCCACAGAUUCUCGGAACAGACCUGACCAGCGACUAAUGGAGGAUGGCAGAUGGGACGAAGCAAAUUCUGAAAAACUUCGAUUAGAAGAGAAGCAGCGAGCAACUCGGCGCAGACGGGAGGCAGAAGCAGAGGAGGCAGCAACUGAAGGCCGGGAAUACCCAGCUUACAGUCCUACUUGGUUCACCAAGGAGACUGAUGAAUCCACCGGGGCCCUUGUGUUCAGGUACACUCACGAGUACUGGGACUGCAAGGAUCGCCAGGAUUGGUCCAGAUGCCCAGAUAUCUUCUAGUACCUGCCUUAUUACCUACCACCUAUUUAUUACUGAUGGCCCUCUAGAGGCAGUGUUGUCCAAUACAUCAGGAAGGUUUCAAAAUGACUUGGAACUGCAUUGGUGGAAGUUUAUAUUAUCUUGAUUACUGUGGUGAUGUAUCUGACAGAAUUAUGUUCCAUUUCUUCACAGCUUGGUCACUAUAUCUGCGUCAUAUUUAUAACAUGUCACAUCUUCAGCUAAAUUCACCAACAUCUACACACUCACAUGCUCAACCUCUCCAAGACCUCGCUGUUUGAAUAAGACAUUUGGAUUGAUAACAGCGAACAGUAUGUUGACAAUGUGUGCAGAGCCCACAGUACAGCUCACAUUCACUGUAACAGUGAUAUAUUUACUCCAUAUCAAGGACUCAGAAUUACCUUUAAGGCUCUAGGUGCUAAUACUCUGUGUUUUAACUGCAGUCUUGAGGUACUUGUGAUCCUAUUUAUAUGGCAGAACUGACUUCAGUACUUCAGGAGAUUUUCAUGGUGUGUAAAGUGCAUGAGUGACUGAAGGUAAAUUACUGUGGUGCCAGUACGCUGGACCAGCUGUGAACUGAACAUACAUUACCAGUGGACAUUAUUCAUUUAAAUACCAAGUUUUGUAAUUGUAACAUUAUACUAUGUGUUCCUUGUUCUUAAGGCAUAUUUUAUGGUCUCAGCUAUUACUUUGUUGAGUUAAUAUAAUUUAUAAUUUCUCAAAGUUAUGGGGCUUGUGCAAACUCUUGCAGUGGUCUACUGCCCAUUGUACAGUUAUAUUUUACACUAGUAUUCCCAAUUUUAGUUAAUAAGAACCACCUAGAUGGUUAAACAUUAUUUGUAGUGUAAUUCUCUCCUCCCAAGGAUACUAGUGUAUUUAUUGGAAUUAUUAUGUCUUAUUGCUGCAUCAGCUAAUACGACAAAGCCAGUUAGAAUUGUUGUUUAUAUUAAAGAUAAUAAAUUUUUGCUUAGUGAAUGUUAAUGAUAUUCAAGAGGCUGGUUACACAAAGGAGCAUCCUUCAGAAGUUGUAUUCUUGCCCAAGCAUAAGGAAGUUUUUGUAAUUUAAACUGACACUUGAUCAAUCAAAGGAACUACUUAGUCUGGAGCCAAUCACUCUUAGCAAGUAAACUUCAAUAGUUUGUUGUAGGACAUCCAACUGCUGCAAAUAUAAUUUAAUAUAAUUUAGUAUUGCUCUGAAAAUGUUAAAUUUGUUGUAUACAGUAAAACCUCUCAGAAAUACACACAGAAGUAAAUGUUCUUUUGUUAUUUUUUUUCAGUAAAUGAAGACAUUAUUAAUGUAUGACAAUACUUUCAUAUUUCAAAUGAUAAUGUGACAAAAACCACUUCAGGUAGAUAUCAAUUUCAGUAAACAAACUGCAGAUGGCUCACAAGCAUUUCACAUUGCUAUACUAUUCUUGAAAAUAUUACUUCAACCAACAGUAGGUACAAGAUGGACUCAGUGAGCAAAGUCACAUUUAAAGAUAUUGUUACUGCAAGGAAAGUAAGAAGCACCCAACCUCUGCCCAUACUCUAAAUUUCUGAGAACUUGAUGUAGAUAAGACCCAUGUCCCUAAAGGAGGAAGACAUCCCAUUAAUAGUAUUCUGUACUUAAGAGAAAUAAUAUGAUCAUCCCAAGCAAGUUGUUGGUGAUUUAUCCUUACUUUUAGAGCUGUUACUUGUUUGCUUGUAUAUUUAGAAUUUAUUUUUGGAUUCCCUUGUGUAAAUGACCAAUUCAUCAGUAGGUGUAACAACUGGAAUCUGUAUAUGGAAUAUGUAUAUAUAAUUAUAAUUAUAUACGCACACAAUAUAUUUAACACUUCUUGUAUGCUAAUAUGCUACAUUUGAUUGCUUUUGUGUGUGGUUUUUAAUUUAACUAUAUUUGGGAGUUAAUUUGCAAAAAUUUUAGCAUUGUAUAUGAAAAACUACCAGAUUGUAAGGGCAGUUCUUCUCCAGGUAGGCUGUAGCAUGAGAGGUCGUACUGCGGUAAGUUUAAAUUUUAUGCCGUGUAAAACAAGCGGGCAAUAUUGAUUAGUUGUUUGCUUUUGUUUUUCUAAAUAUCUAGUAACCCUUCAUUUAUAAACAAUCUAUAUAGACAGAAUUUACAUUAAUAUGAUAAAUGAAAUAAGGACAUAAUUUUUCCUCGAUUAUUUCUCUACCUAAAUAUAAUUUUUAUCUUAUAAACUCUCAUGGCAGCGUGGCCGAAGCAGUAACCACUUACAGUGGAUUGUAAGACAACAAGCAUAAUGGUGAGGUAGUUUAGUCACUGAUUGACCAAUGGUGAUGCAUCCCACACACAGAUUGGUUCAUUAGUGUUUCCAUGGUAAGGGAUGUCAUCUGGCACCUGUCAGUUACAACCUGAUCUACACUAAAUCAUGUGCACUACGCUACAAAUGUUACUGUUUAAUAUAGCGAGAUGAAGUAAUGUAAUGUCAGACCAGACAUUGGAAGUACAGUAUGUGGUGGCCAUAGGCAGGGGUUGAUGACAUGGCGAUGGUGAGUGUCGUCUCCCAUCACAUUCACUAUAGCGUUAAAAUGAAUGAAAAUGAAAUGCAUACCUUAAUAUUUUAAUAUCUAAAAGUCAUUUAUACAACACUACUGUACAGAACAGAGUGUGGGGAACAGCUGUGCCAUGAACAUGCAGUGUUGGGUCACCAUUCUGUUGUGUGCGUGUUUACCAGCCCUCGUCUUGAGAUGACAUAACUCCAAUAAUCUGUUUAUUGAUUAGAAUAAACUUUAGUUAUGCUUAUACAUUUUAGUGUACAAUCAAUGCUAUUUAAUAGAGUACAAUACAGUGUAUAGGGAGUAAAAAAAUUUUAAUGAAUGGUUCCAACGGUGCCUGGAACCUAACUCAUAAUUUCCCACAAUUUUACAGAUUUGUGUUCUCACAAUUUUAUGUAUACAAAGCCCCAUUAAAAAUGAGGCUGUACUGUAGUAUAUAUGACAUGGUUAUAUCUAUUUGCUAUUUUUCUUUUAUAUAGCCCAAGGGUACAAUAUGGUAUUAGGAAUAAAUUUGUAGGCAUGAAUUUUUAUUCAGUGAAAUAUAAAUAUUCUUCCAUAUACAAGGGUUCUAAUUAUUGCAUGUUGCUUAUUGUUGCUCUUGUGAAUUUUGAUCAAUCUCUCAAAUUCUGUUGGUAAGACACAAUUGUUAUUCUUUAUAAUUUUUAAAUAUCUCCUAUUUUCUGUUGGUUAUCUUAAAACUUUCAGGAGGGCACUUUCUGUCACCAAAAAUAUUGUUACUAUCAUGUCCACACCUCGGGUCAAAGAUCCAUCCACAACACUCGAAGAUUUUGUUGAAUAAGUGUGUGUGAAUGUGUAGGCUUUGUGGUAAUGCAUGUUAAGCAGUGAUCAACUACUGGCACAGAUAAAUGAGAGUGUGUAUAAAGGAAAGGACAUUUUGGCAGUUAUAUUUCAACAGGAAAACUAGAAGCAGGACAAUAGAAUAAGAUAAGUAGGGAAAGGAAUAAUAGAAAUAUGAAUCGUCUAAGAUUAUCUUUUUAUUGAUAGAGAAAGUGUACCACCAUGCUGUGCUCUUGUAUCUCUGGCAUGAGAAAAAAGUCAAGUUUGAGAAUAAAUGGUAGUUCAGUACAGUACAGCACUAGUGAUAGGCAGAGGCCAGUUUCUGAACAAGAACAGUUGUAUGCUGUCUGUGUGGCAAGGAUAAAAAUAUACAAAGCAUUUCUGCAGAAAUAACCAUUGCUUCACAUAAUAUUCAAACCAACAUGCAGACUUCUUCAGGUGUUGUGUGGGAGGUGACUGAUAUUGGGCAUUGAGGAAAAAACAAGCAAAAUGCUGAUGUGAUUGGGUAUAUAACUUAUAUCGAUUUAUAUUUAAAUAAAUUAAUACACACUAAAAAUAUUUUAAUAUUUGAUCAUUUGGUAUUACCAGUAAUAAUUUGGUAGCUCCGUGAUCUCUGCAGUGGCAAAUAAUCUCAUUUACUACUUGUGUAUUUCAGUUAGGAUGGUCUGUAUGUACCAUACUGUUGAAAAAAAAAAGGAAGAUUUUUUUUAUGACAUAACCUUUUUUAUUAUUUGAAACUACUGUACAUUAUUUUCUGUUAGUCAGUAUUGAGAUAGUUUUGCAAUAUUUUGUUGAUAUCGAAUUUUGAUUUUCAGGCUUUCUGUAUUGUUAUUGCAAUGUUAAAAUGAGCCUGACUCCACUACCAAUAUUAAAAAUUGUUAAUCCUCUGUAUGCGGCCAGCCGUCCUAGCUCCCACAUUCUGUUGCCAGUGGUCACCAGGAGAUAAUGGUAGCCUCAACCUCAACAGGUUCAUUUUUCUUAUAUUUUCCACUGAACCUUAUGAUGAGUAUAGGUUACAAAUUGUCUUCCAUGGAACCUUUUAAGUUGCAACUCAGGCUGCGGCUUCAAGUACAUAAAAUAAUGCUGCUAUCACAUGGUUUAGGAUUUGCAAAUGGCAACAUUGUUUUUAUUCAAUAACUGCUCAAAGAAGCUCUUGGCUUCCUCUUUUAAGUUACCUUUGAAAGAAUUUCAGUGUCUAAUACAUUUUUCUUGUAGAAAAAAUAAUGAAGCAACUGAUUUUGUGCUUCGUGUGAUGGUCUUAGUUAUGUGAUUAUAUAUAUAUAUAGAUUAAAAUUUUCUUAAUAAGCAUUGCCUGAUCAUGAAUCGAAUUCAAAUAAAUUUCUAGUUGGAUACAUCAAGUGACAUCUUGUGAUUUUUUUCUGAGCACCAUACCAAGUGCUUAGAAACAUUUCUGUUGAGACACAAUUGUUAUAUUGGGAAUCUCUCUAUCCCAGAAUGACUGUUACUUCAGUGUGUCUGUUGUUGCAGACUACACCAUGCAUCUAACUUAUUAAAUCUCUGGAUGUGUGAAAUAUUCUCAUCUGUUAGGUAUGCUGACGGUCAUGAGCUUAUUUUCAUCGCUGUGAAGAUAUUCUCAUUACUAGGACAAUACUGUUGAUAUCAACUGAGGAUGCUCCCAGUCUCAGUUAUAACUCGAUGUGGUUGCUGAGGAGAUUGAAAGAAUACAUAAAUAGGAUAUUCCUAUUUGUGUCACUUUUGUUGGGAUCAUUCAAGUCCACAAAAUGCUAUAUUGACUGCAUUCUUUCUUCUGUCAUCUCACAUCAUGAUCUUAAAUAUCAAAUGUUUUAGGAGCAAUCAUUUUAAUUCUCAGAUAUACAGUGUUCUUGUCUCCCUGGUGUGGUGAGGGAUGCUCCAUGGAAUUUUCUCACCUGUACAGUGUUUGUUUAUUAUUGCUGUAUGAAUUUCUUCUAGAAUUGAAAGGCCCGAUUAAUUAAAAUAUAUUUUAUCUUAAAAUCAUUUUCUAUAUAAAUCAGACACAUUAAUACAUCGAAAACGAUUGUAGUAAAUAAACAUGCCUCCUCCUCCUGUCCUUAUAGAACACUGGAUAUGUUUCUAUAGUGAUCACUUUCAGGUUCCAGAGAGAAAGUGAUCAUUGUGAAAUGACUAUGUAUUAGGAUGGUUGCCCUUGCCACAGAAUAGUUUGCCUGCUUGUGAUAAAAUGAAGAUGUAGGAGAUUAGGGCAGCCAACAGCUCUUUAGGAGAGAAUAGAGCAGGUGACAGCUCUGCAGGAGAAAAUAGAGCAGCCAUCAGCUCUGUAGAAAUACUAGUACACCUUAUUUAGGGACUUCAUCUGUACAUAUUCCCAUGUUAGGGGUGUGUGCUGACCAAUGUUACAGUUCAACCUUAUUAACUCUGCACUCCUCUGUUUACUUCAUUCAAAGAUAUAGUUGGUUGUCACAGCGGCCACUCUGAAACCAAUAACCAGAUUUAUAUUUGGUAAUCUAGAGCAGGAAUGCUAUAUUUUGCAUAGAUUCCUAGUCAGAAUUAAUGAGGCUGAAUUGCAGUGUUAGAAUCAUAGUUUAUUGUUUGAAUGAGGUGAUUGAUAAUAUACUGUUGUUGAAGCUUUAUAUGAGGAGAUGUGUCUCCUGUUAUUUUAAAGUCAGGCUUUUCAUAAACUUUAUAAAGGAGUGAUUGGCAAUUUAUAAGUACUGUACUUUGAUUUUAGUGUUACUAGGAAAUUAGCACUGAUAUAAUUUCUUAAAUGAUAAGUACAAUGCCAAACAUGAAACAUCAGUGCAUGGCAGUUGUAGUGCCACUUGACAAUAUAAAGUUGUUAGUGGACAUUGCCUCAGUCAGAUCUCUUGAUAAAAGGGAAUAUUAAAAGAUUUAUUAUUAGUACAUUAUUCUUACAUAUAUUAUUUGUAUAAUGCGUUAAUUGCUUUUGUGAUAUACAAGAGAAAAUAAAAUGGGAGACUAGUAUUUAUGGA
Messenger RNA from Homarus americanus (American lobster), 9891 nucleotides. It is a transcript of the gene Osbp, whose product is annotated as oxysterol-binding protein 1-like. The record is from RefSeq and is a predicted model, not a curated record. Bases 917 to 3649 code for a protein of 910 amino acids. Gene Ontology annotation, cellular component: membrane; intracellular membrane-bounded organelle; cytosol. Gene Ontology annotation, molecular function: sterol binding. The transcript is spliced from 15 exons. Lineage: Eukaryota; Metazoa; Arthropoda; Malacostraca; Decapoda; Nephropidae.